UAGUCUCCCGCCCGCACCCACGGGGUCAAGGUCGCUCAAGCCCGCGGAUUUUGCUAUGGUGCCGGGAGCAUCCGGUCUGCCCGUUUCCCUCCGCCGCGCAGGGUGAUCCAGGCCGCCCGCGCCAUGACCCGGCCGCUCCGCGUGGGCGUGCCAUCGCCGGGCCCACCCGUCACCAGGUCCCGGCGCCAUUUUACGCCGGCGGCCGCGGUCACAGAGGCGUCCCAAGACUUCAGAAACCAGACCAUUACAGAGUUCUUCAAACCAGUUUUAAACCAAGAUCUUAGCUAUAAAGACAGAACUGUGUUGUGCUCACCAGAGAGAGGAAAUGUAAAAGAUGCAGGAACUGGACGGUCAGUUUUACAUAGUGAAUGUUUUGAAAAGAAAAUAUCUUCUCCAAAGAAGUUCAGAAGAAAGAUGCCAGACCGAACACCAAUCACAAGCUAUGUGGUAAAUGCCUUUCGAAGAGGAAUUAAGGAGAAAAAGGACAGUGUGCACAUUUUAGAGAAUGUCAGAGUGUGCAAGGCACUGGGUUCAUUGCACCCAAAAGUUGUGAUUAAAAAACUUACUAACCCAGACCCUCGCAGCUGUUUCUUGGCCAAAAAGGAGAAAACUACCAAGUCAGAACAGGGAAGAAAUGGGAAGUGUGUGGAUGUAACAAGACCACCAUUGUCUUGUGGAAAUAGUUUGGAACAGAAAACUGACUGUAUGGAUCUGGAUGAGAGUAGUUCAGACUCUGACAAAUCAUCAGAAGCUGAUACUCGGAAAGCCUGUACAAGAAAUAAUGGCACUGCAAACAACACCUCUACAUGCCAAAACCCAGGUCUUCCUAUGAAACUGCCCUGUGCUUCAACCGACUCUGAAUUUCAGUUGUCACUGGAAGCUCUCUGCAGGGAAGGGAAGCAGAAGAAACAUAGAAUUAAACGAUCUCAGUCACAUCCUGUAAAGCCAUUCUCAGGAACAAGUGUAUCACAUCAGGGAAAUGGAUGUCCUUUGAGAAAAAUACCACAUUCUGUUUCAAGGGACACUGCCUCAGGAAGAAGCAAUUCUGCUAAUAUGGAAUUAAUUAAACAAUCAGAUGAUCCAUCUCGACCAAAGCCAAAGCAGGUUUCAAAACAUGAGGCAUCUUCUCCAAAUGCAAUAAGAGCAUCAUCUGAGGUGGUUGCCGGUAUGCAGAAGAACCAGUCUGUUCCUUCACGCUGCCUUAGAUCCAAGAUGUCUUCUGGGCGAUCCAAACAAAUAGACCUUCCUGGGAAAAGAAAAUGUGGUGCCAUGAGUGUGGAUGCAGACAGUUCAAAUAAAUCUGAUGUAUCGAGCUUGGAUGACCCUGCGUUCAGAUCAUGUGCAAAACGCAGAAACAAGAGGUAUAACUUUGUAAAAAAUAUCCUUUUAAAGUCUACUUGUGGUGGUGUUCUGCAACUGAUGGAGGCUGCUGCUCUACCUAGACAUGAUUCUACUCUUCCAGAGGAAUGCCUCAACUCAAGUGAUGAAAUUGAGAAAAAUAAUUCCUCCUCUGUAGGUUUGUCAUCUUCACAUGCUGCACGCAGUCCCGAUAAAAAUAACCACCUUUCUGUUGUGGAUACCAAAGAGAAUCAAUUGCAGGUGGCAAACUCAUGCUUUUUCUUGGAAAAGUCCCUUCCUUUUUCUCAGGAAAGUACUGCGUUGCCUUCUCUCCACCAUGUAACACAUUCAAAAAGUGUGGAAUCUCCUCUCCAGAAUGCUGGCUUAUCUCAGGUAUUGUAUGCAAAGAAGGAGCAAGAUGGGAAAAGACCAGAAAGAUGUAUGCACAGUAAAGCUUGCAGUGUCCAAUCCAGCAACAGUUUUUCAACAUACAAUGCUCAAAGUCCUUCUGGUUCUUGUUCAGCAGAAGGUUCUGGGAAGCUUCUCUGGAAAGAUACUGGUAAAACUGUUUCCCGUUCUUUGGCUUUCAAAGAAGGGUGCAUGGGCAGUGGCCAUAUGUCUUCACAACACUCAGGAGAGCUAAAAGUUAAAAGCACCUGUGCAGACAAGUCCAAGUUGGAUGGAAAAUCAAAAAGCUGCCUUGAUAGUGAAGAUGAGAGUUUGCAGUGUAGUCUAGAUGAUGAUGAUGACGAUGAUGAAGUAGAAUUCAAGCCACUGCAAGAAAUUCUCUAUUCAACACCUGAACCAGAGAUGGGAACUCCAAAAGAAUCUUGUCAUGACAGUUUUUCUCAGGACACCAUGACUCCAUUACUGGAGCUUCAUCUUUCUAAGCCUCCUGUCAUUAGCCAGGUGUCAUAUGUGAACAGCUUAGAACAUCUCUUAAAGGAGAAAGAAGAAUCUAAAAGGGUAGAUGAACUGGAAAAGCAGUUACAGGAAGACAUACAAGGAAGGGAAACAGAUUGUUCGGAUGGAGAAGAUGAGAAUAGCAGUGGAGAUGAAAAUCUCUCAGAAGAGCACAGGGAGUUUCUGAAGAGAUUUUCAGUGAUAGGUCAUGCCAUACCUGACUACCACCCCGGAGAAGAUAUAUUUGAUUUAUCAACCUCUGGGAAAAUCUUUAAUGAACAUAACUUUGAUGUUAGGAAUUUUCACUUCAUCCCUCAAAAUCCUAUAGAAAAGCUCCUUCUUAGUUCUGGUGUUACACAGCAGCUUUCUUUAGUUAUCAGUGGUUUUCUCAGUUCUGCUUACAAUUGUAUCUUUUGUCCUGUGCCAAUUCUAAAGUGGCUUUUCCAGGUGAUGUCUGUUCAUCCUGACUAUUGUGUGUCCACCCAGAUUUUAGAUAAAUUGAUGGAGAUAACACUAAAAAAUGCUUCCAUCAGUGAUGAACAGUCUAAACCAUGGAUUCCUUCACUAGCUGAUGUGUCAGCUGUUUUUGUCAAUAUGGGUGUUGCAUUCAGAUCUCUCUUUCCAUUGCAGCAUCUUCAGCCCAACUUCAACGAAUGUGAUAUUUUAAGUCAGACGCAAGAAACAGUGAACAAGCAACAGCCAAGAGAAGACCUAACCUCUGCCAGUACAGCAUUCUCCAGUUUACCAGAAAACAAUUUAAUUAAUGUGAUUAAGUUUCUAGGUUUCUGUGCAACAGUAAUUCAAAGUGGAUAUACUGAUCAGGAAAUACUGCUGCUGCUUCUAUUGCUUUUUAAAAUAAGCUUGGAGAAAAAGUUAAAGCAAAUUCCUUUGAUAGAUUUUCAGUGCCUUUUCAUAAAGCUUCUCAUAAGCAUAGAAGACUGGGAUACAAAGAUGCCUGAGCUUUGCCUGGCAAUGAGUGAACUCUCCAGUCAUCAUCAUAAUCUCCUGUGGCUGGUUCAGCUGGUGCCUGGCUGGAUAAUACGUGGAAGGGAAGUAAGAAGACGUCUUAGCCUAGUGGUGAUUGCAAAACUUCUUAAUAAAAACCAUAUAGAAAUACCUGAUGACAGUGACAAGCAGAUGUCUCUUCUGCUUCAGUUUCUUGUGUACAUGAAGCCUUCUAAUCUAGUAAGGAAGAUGAGUCAAGGACUGGAGCAGCAAAAUAUGGAUGAAGACCAGCUUCAUACAGAACUGGAGCAGAAGGCAUACUACUUGGUAUACACCCUUCUUCAUCUAGUCAGUGAAGCUAGUUUCUUCGACAGUGUAAAUUCUAAUCAAAGGCAACACUUACUGAAGCUUUGUGGUGCCUUAGAUAAGCACAUAAAAUGUGAUAUUAGGGAAGAUGCAAGACUGUUUUAUCGAACUAAGGUAAAAGAUAUAGUUGCUAGGAUUUAUGGCAAAUGGCAAGAUAUGAUACAAACCACUCGGCCUACUCAGGGAAAACUGCAUGACUUCUGGGAGCCAGAUUAAUUAAAUCUUGCUUAGUUCAGGAAAAGUAAUAGAAAAACUCUUGAAACCAAGGAAAAUGUAGAAUACAUGGAGCUUCAUCUUGGUCGGAACAGAAGAAAUCUAUCACCUGAGAUAGAACCUGAGCUGGAGUCAGACAAAUACUAGAAAGCCAAGGAUCUAAUUUGCUAAACAUUGCUUUACUUUAAAUACUUCUGAAGUACUAAGUUGGGUAAACUGUAAAAGUAACAACUAUUUCUACAACCCUGUCUGAAUUGGCUAGAAAUAUUUUAGCAUGUUGAAAGCAGAGGAAAGCUUUUCAUGUCCAUUGUUAAUCACAAGACAUUUGAAAACUGUAUUCAUCAUCUUGCCAGCACACACCUCCAAGCAUUGUUUUAGGAUGGCUGGGAAAGAACUGCCUGGUGACAUGGAAUGUGAGUUCAGAAAUGGUAUUAGACCUGACCUACCCUGUUGUGAGCAGGUGAGGAAGUGGUUCAGAACAGGGCUGAAUAAGACAAUUGCCUGCACGUGUUAACAUGCAAAGCGGAAUUGGUAUCAUCCAAUGUCACUAAAAAAUACAAAACACAGCAGUUCCAUGUGAACAAGUGAUUGCUUCUGUGUUCACUUAAGCACAGAAACAGCUUAAGAGUGGCUGUGCCCAAACAGGUUAAGUGGAUGCUUCUUUGCUCUGUGAUUGUAUUGUAUCAACUAACAAAAUGGAAUUUGUCAUUACAACGAUUCAUUUUAACUUCCUCAUCCACUGGCAUCAGUUUAUUUUAUGCAGUGAAUGUGAAUUCACAGGAAGUGUUUUUAUAAGAACAAGUUAUAAAAGAGAUCGUAUUAUACCAGUAUUAUUGUUGUACUACUCUUUAGGAAACAAGCAUAUCUCUAUUUGUUACCUGGCUUUGGCACUUUCUCUAAAUGGAGAAAAUACUAAUCCUAAAAUAUCAUCUCAAUGGAGAUGUGAGAAGGUGAGCAUUUUGCCCACAUGUGUAAGAGCCAAAAGCUACAUGAGGUCUGUGUUCCUUUGUGUGAAGUCUUCCUGCACACUCAGUGUGUGUGCAAAGCCUCAACAGCUGUUGUAAAAUAACCAAAGGAAGACAGCAUCUCCUUUUUUUGUGUUCUCUGCAAAUGCUAUUGUUUAAAUUUUACACUGUAAAUUUGUAUUUGGUUUGUUUGUAGGAUGUAUGUAUAUAUGAAGAGAAAGUUAGGUAUUGUGUAGAAGCACCAACAAAAAUUCUCUUAACAACAGAGGUUUUUAAUAUUAUCAACAUGCAUUUUUAAAAACUGUUUUCUUUUAAUUUUUGUAGAUUACCCUAACUGGUAUGAUAAAUUCCCAACAACUUUCCAAGAUGAGAAUGUAAAAUAAGUCUCAAAAAGCCCCAACUAACCUUCAUAUUUAAGUAUGUGUAUUACAUGUAAAGGAACUGCUACAGAAUGGACGUGUGUCUUAUAGGGAAAGUGUUCUAUUGGCAAAUUCAUAUUAAAUGUUUUGUUCUUCAUUACAAGUGUUAGAGAGUUAGCCUAAGACUGCAGCAUCUCUGUCCACAGGAUAAUCAGCUCAUCCUUGUUCAAACAAAAGUUAUGCUUGUGGCAUUGUUUUGGAGGGGUGGGGAAGCCCUGUUUUUAAUCUCAACAUGUUAUUUAAGAAUUGGAAGAAUCUACCUCAAAGGGUAUCUUUGGCAAUAGAACUGCAUUAGACUUAAAAAAAAAAAAAAAUAGUUACAUGUUAUAUAGGCAUGGCAACACCAUGGUUUGCUCUGCCUGUCUUGGAUAGUAUAUCAGCCUUCCCUCUGGUAGCAGUUACUUACUUGGUUUAAUAUGUUGUAUGUAAUUUUAUUAAUGUUUAUAUUUUUUGUCACUAAUGUUGUAUAAAAUUUAAAAAACAUUGCAGAAUAUGUUUACUGUAUGUAAUGUAUAUAUUUUCUUACCUUGUAAAGUUGAAGUUCCUGUCCUGUAUAUUUUGGAGAAGGAAAGGGGAGGGGUUUAGAUGAACAGCUUUUGUACUGCAGUUCAAAGCACAUUCAAACUGCUGAGGGGUUUUUCCAGAUUAAAUAACCACUUUGAUAUUUACUUUUAUUAAAUAGAACAAUAUAAAAAUAAAACCAGACAUGCUUUUCUAAUUAAAUGUCCUUGAACAAAAUUGGGCAUUCCACAGCUUUGUUUCACAAAAGAACCACAAUGGCUGUGGGUCCUAUUUUGGUCUUUCAACAUACGUUGUAGUUUUGGGGUUCACAGCUGAUUAGCUUACUAUAAAUGGAGAAGGCCUUGAAGUCAUUCUUAGCUCAGCCAGUCCUGUGUUUUCAUGCUUAAUGCCUGUGUGUACAUUCUGGUGUUUUCCUCCUCUCUCCCCCUCCUGCUUUGGCUGGACUGUUCUUCCAUAUGUUUUGUAGCUGAGUAGUAAUUCCCCAGUUGCUUAAGUCUAGACAUAGGCUGAACUGGAGCUCAUCAGUAUCCUUACAGAGACGAUCCCAAAGCAUCACUGCCGGCUCUUCACAAGGGACUGCUGAGCUGUGCCCUGCUCCAGGGCUCCUGGAAGUGAAAUUGCAAACCUGCUGGUUUUUUGCCGACUCAUUUACGGGCUCCCAGCCAGAAGUUACAUGCAUUGGAAAAGGCUGUUUGCAGAGUAAAGGUCUUAACUGCUUUGGUUGUCUUCAGAUAAGCAUUUUGCACUGAGGUUUAUCUUUUGAUAUUAUGUUGGUUGUAUUACGAGCCAUGUUAUCUCAUUUCAUGUUAAAUUAGUUGCACUUUAUUGCAGUAGUCACAGAGAAAAAAUUAAAGGC
Messenger RNA from Calypte anna (Anna's hummingbird), 6527 nucleotides. It is a transcript of the gene SLF2, whose product is annotated as SMC5-SMC6 complex localization factor 2. Lineage: Eukaryota; Metazoa; Chordata; Aves; Apodiformes; Trochilidae. The record is from RefSeq and is a predicted model, not a curated record. Gene Ontology annotation, biological process: protein localization to site of double-strand break; DNA damage response; positive regulation of double-strand break repair. Gene Ontology annotation, cellular component: nucleus; site of double-strand break.